Molecule: messenger RNA, 2232 nt
Organism: Arthroderma uncinatum
Lineage: Eukaryota; Fungi; Ascomycota; Eurotiomycetes; Onygenales; Arthrodermataceae
Exons: 5
Coding region: 1-2232 (743 amino acids)
Source: RefSeq, a predicted model, not a curated record
AUGGCGAAAAAGAAAUCCAAGAAUAAAGCAACGCAGCCGGGGGACGCGAAGGUUGUUGCUACUUCCCAGACACCAAAAAACAAAACAAAAGUCGAUACUAAACCCAAAAAUAAUCCGAAGAAUAAAGCAGCGCAACCCCAGGAUGCUAAGAAGCCAAUAAACGAUCCCAAGAAUACAACGACACAGCAGCAGAAGGCUAAGAUUGUUACUGCUCCACAGAAGGUGAAAAUAGAAGCUGGAAACAAUAAGACGCCGCAAAAAGGGCCAAAGAAUACUGUGACAGCGAAGGAUGCUAAGGCUGCCAUCCCUCCCCUCCCCCAGAAGGCGAAAACAGAGACUGGGAAGCCCGAGAUCAAGAAAAAGUUAGAACAGGGGUCGACGAACACGGUAACGCUACCCCUGGAUGCUAAGGCUGCUACUACUACUGCUACUACUACUACUACUACUACGCAAAAGGUGAAAACAGAGGCUGAAAUCAAUAAGACACCGGGAAAGGCCCCAAAGAAUACCGCGACGCAACCCCAGCAUGACAAGGUUGCUGAUACUGUGCAGAAGGUGAAAGCGAAGACUGGGACUGAGACGAUGUCGAAAACAAACCCCAAGGAUACAAAAAGGCAGUUUCAGGAUGCUCAUUUUGCUACUGGUCUACGGGUGUUGGAGGAUGAAAUCCACAAGGACGUACGUGCCAGUCACGAAGGUAAAAGCAACAUGAGCGUAGAGGAGAUUAAACUUAGAUAUCUACGUUUGUAUCCUGGCCAGGAGAAGUAUAUCUGUGAUGUGUUGAAGCAGUAUAUUGCGCUCCUUGAAAAAAGUGGCCCUGUAUCAGGGUUGCCUCAAGCCAAGGGGGAAGGGAGGCAAGGCGGGGGACUUCAAAAUAAUACCCCCGAAGUCAAAGAAACGAAACAGCCCAACGCCAGUACUCUACAUUGCUACUCGACCUCCACGAGUUCGCCAGCACAAGCGACUAUUGGCCGCGUGGAGCCCGAUAAACUAGAUCAAGAACAAAAGGGAUCGUCCAUAUUACGGCAUUUUAUAAAAUAUUUUGCUAGUCCAAACAGCUCUAGCGGCAACCAAACCGUACCUCCUUCUUUACCCAAAGUUCCUACUCUAGAGCAGCAGAGGGCGUUUCUGAAUUUAAAUGAUAAGAGCCAAACAGCCGAUGGCCGGACAUCUCUUCGCCCACACGAGACAGUCUUGCUUUCUCCUGUUGCAGAGAGCCACGGUUUUACGUUGCCCCCUCAAUUUGCUCUUUUGGGUCAUCAGCUGUCAAAACAGUCCACGGCCCUAGACCCCAGGAUUCCGGUGACCGUUUUGGUGUCACCCUCUAACUUUUAUAACCUUGAGAACAUGUAUUCUCGCAUCCCUGGUAUCAAAGUUCUCCCAUUCCGACUACAGCCUAAGCAGUUGAAUAUCAGCUCAAUGCUCUCGCUUAUGUCUCUUGGGAAACGAGACAAUAUGCCCUUAUACAUGGUUCAAGUCACUCAGGUGUUGCGUGAGAUGGCAAUGAAUAGCAAACGACCAUUCGACUAUGUAGAUUUCCGUACGCGUCUAGACGCACUUCACCUAGACCGAUCUCAAACGACCUUUUUGGACCAAAGGUUCAACUUAUUGGAAUCUUUUCUCGACCUCACCGGUAAUACCAGUGAAAACUACUUCGUUGACCAAGGAGUCACCAUUCUGGAUUUAUCCUGCCCAUUUGUGGACCAGGGUACUGCCUGUACUCUAUUUCGCAUCGCUAUUGAUAUUUUUCUUCAUUCGUAUUCGUCACGAGGAAAGAUGAUUGUAGCGGAUGAAGCCCAUAAGUACAUGGUUGACACGCCGGCUGCGAAGGAGCUUACUGAUACUUUCCUAAAUAUCAUUCGCCAGCAACGGCACUUGGGCGCUCGGCUCAUCAUUUCAACACAGGAGCCAACAAUAUCUCCCCGCCUAAUCGACUUGUGCUCAAUGACAAUAAUCCACCGAUUUUCUAGCCCUGACUGGUAUGACGUUAUCCGGAAACAUGUCACCAUUAGCGAUAAGGAGAGUAGUAGCAGAUCUGCGAAUGACGGGGACAACGGGGACGGUCUCUAUCAGAUAUCUAGUCUUCGAACCGGUGAAGCUUUGGUUUUUGCACCUUCAGCAUUCCUUCUAGAUGGCAACAAGGCUCAAAUUGAUACCAAACAUAAAGUUUUCAAACUCGCAGUUAGAAAGCGUAUCACCUGGGACGGAGGUCAAUCGAUCCUUUGUGUCUAG